Molecule: messenger RNA, 617 nt
Organism: Saccostrea cuccullata (small rock oyster)
Lineage: Eukaryota; Metazoa; Mollusca; Bivalvia; Ostreida; Ostreidae
Exons: 3
Coding region: 57-323 (88 amino acids)
Molecular function (GO): protein binding
Source: RefSeq, a predicted model, not a curated record
UUGUUUUAGAAAGGUGAAUUUAUAAUUAACAACAGCUGUGCAUCGUGUCUGUCAAUAUGAAUACUCUAUUUUUCCGUCUUACAAUAGUUUUGGUGUUAUUUGUUCAUGUUACAAUCAGUGCUAAUUCGAUAUUGGAAUCUAAGCUCUGUCAAUACCUGAAGAAAAUUGAUUGUGCUACAAAGGACGAUAACCCGGUAUGUGGGUCUGACGGAAAACUUUAUAGCAACAGUUGUUUCUUUGGACAAGCGGUUUGCAGUGGUUUGGAUCCUGAACUGAGACCAGUAGGCAAAGAGAACUGCAUGUCGCCUGUGAAUGUCCCAUAAAGCAGAUUAUUCUCUUGUUCCACUGCCUAACGAUUCAUUUUUAUCCUAUCUUUGUUUCAUUCUUUCAAUUGAAUAAACCCAUUGUUCACUGAAUAAAACCAGUCAAUUUAUAUGACAGAGAAGGAUAUCGGCGAUCAGCGAAGUUUCUGAAUAGAACCAGGAAUCAUUUAUUAUAUGGACAGUCUCAGGGAUAAGCAUCUUCCAGAAGAGGGGUUAAAAAUAAAUAAUCCGAGAUUCACUUCUGUAUGAAUUAUUCAAUACUUGAAAUUAGAUUAAUAAACACAUGAAUUUUAA